AUGGCUGCAUCGAAUAAUAAAUCAAGUAAUACAAAAGAAGAUUUGAAAAAAGAAUUUCGUUUAUUUGAUAAAAACAAUGAUGGAUUUAUUGAUAAAGAUGAAUUAAAAUUAGUUUUAAAAAAAAUUUUACCUAAAUUUAAUUUACCGGAUGAUGAAGUUAAACGAAUGAUCUCAAAUGUUGAUAAGAAUAAUGAUGGAAAAAUUGAUUAUAAUGAAUUUAUGGAAUCGAUUUAUCCACAAUUACAAUCAAUGCAAUAA
Molecule: messenger RNA, 258 nt
Organism: Rotaria sordida
Lineage: Eukaryota; Metazoa; Rotifera; Eurotatoria; Philodinida; Philodinidae
Source: the annotation of a GenBank genome assembly